CAUAGCAUACCCCUCCCUCAUUUGCGUCUAUAAAACAGCCCAUCCCUAUAGCAUUGUUGUACCAUGGCCAUGAUGGGCUCAAUGCUGCUCAGUCUCAGACCCUUUCUCACCACCAUCUUCUUUCUCACACUCACAGUGCUCAAGGUUUCAGCAUCAUCCUCAGUGAUUUUCUACAACAAGUGCCCGCACCCAGUGUGGCCCGGGAUCCAGCCCAGCGCAGGAAAGCCCGUUCUGGCCCGCGGAGGCUUCAAGCUCGCCCCAAACCGGGCCUACUCCCUCCAGCUCCCCGCUCUAUGGUCCGGGCGCUUCUGGGGCCGCCACGGCUGUUCCUUCGACGCCGGCGGCCGGGGGCGCUGCGCCACCGGGGACUGCGGCGGGUCCCUGUUCUGCAACGGCAUCGGCGGAAGCCCACCGGCGACCCUGGCGGAGUUCACCCUGGGCAACGAGCAGGACUUCUACGACGUGAGCCUGGUGGACGGGUACAACCUACCCAUCUCCAUCACCCCCUUCAAGGGAUCCGGAAAAUGCAGCUACGCCGGGUGCGUGAGCGACCUCAACACCAUGUGCCCCGUUGGCCUCCAAGUGCGCUCACGCGACAACAAGCGCGUGGUGGCCUGCAAGAGCGCUUGCUCCGCUUUCAACUCCCCCAGGUACUGCUGCACGGGCUCCUAUGGAAGCCCACAGGCCUGCAAGCCCACCGUCUAUUCCAAGAUCUUCAAGACCGCAUGCCCCAAGGCCUACUCCUAUGCCUAUGAUGACCCCACCAGCAUCGCUACUUGCACCAAAGCUAACUAUUUGGUCACCUUCUGCCCCCAUCGCCGCUAGCUCAUCCAUCCAUCACUUUCUACUCUCUCUACUUACCUUAGCUAGCCUUAUUUUAUUGUCAUACCUCCUUUAUGUUGAUGGGUACUACUACUAUAUAUGCCAGUCCCCAUUCAUAUUAUAUGGUUCUUCAACUUUAUUAGUUCUUGCACGACAUUGGAUCUAUGUAACCCAAGAUGGCAUAAUGGGAAGAUAUAUAGUAUUAUAUUAAGGGUGGUUUAGCUUAGUCUUGGACUCGGUUUGAUGACCAUUACUACCUUUUUUCGUUAAGGCGCGCUAAUGUGCUCAAUUUAUGGUAGAUGGUGGCGAACCAUAUUCUAUUCUAUCCCCACGGGCCACGGUGUAAUUGAUGUGUACUUUUUUCGUCUCUAAUUGGCUUAUGAUUUGUCUAUUUCACAAACCAUAUGGUGGCGAACCAUAUGUGUUGUCCAUUUUUUCGGAGCUUGACAUCGAUAUACAUGGAUUUUGCAAGCGCUUACCUGAAAAGAUUGUCUUCACAUGAUAAUAAAUUUAUGGAUGUAACUCUCGCCGGCUAA
Messenger RNA from Glycine soja, 1358 nucleotides. RefSeq names its product thaumatin-like protein. Bases 64 to 825 code for a protein of 253 amino acids. The transcript has a single exon. Gene Ontology annotation, cellular component: extracellular region. The record is from RefSeq and is a predicted model, not a curated record. Lineage: Eukaryota; Viridiplantae; Streptophyta; Magnoliopsida; Fabales; Fabaceae. Gene Ontology annotation, biological process: defense response.